ACAGGCAUAAUUCUGUGUGAAUCCCGUGUACUGAAAAAUACGCUGUGACGUUCGUCAACGUCAUAUGUGUUUAUCGCGUUUUUUUUCCAGUCCUCACUUUUUUGACUUUAUAAUUAUAGUGCUGAGUGUUUGACUUGCAUAUGUGACUGCAAUUAAAUAUAAGCGCGAGCAUCGUUCUCGAGAAGUCUCAUUAUAGAAGUCUGUAAUACAAUUAACAUGUCCGCUCUGCAAAAGUCAAUUUUGAAAUCCAGACUGCCACCAUCGGCCGUCAAUUUUCCGGCAUUAAAUUCCAGGAUUAACAAGUUGAAGGGAGCUCAACGAAAGAGAGACUACGAUCCAGUGCAAUGGAAUCCGUACUUUGAUUAUUCCAAGGAUGUAUUAGUGGGACAGAAUACUUUUCAUGUUUAUAUCAAAGGCACUGAAGGGCCUUUGCUAGUUUUAUUACACGGUGGUGGUUAUAGUGGCUUAACUUGGGCAGAACUUACAAAAUCAAUUAUGACAAUGGUAUUAUGUAGAAUAAUGGCAAUUGAUCUUAGAGGUCAUGGAGAUACUUAUACUACAAAUGAUGAAGAUUUGUCUGUGGAUACUUUAGCAUCGGAUGUUGCAGCUGUUAUAGAAGUAGUUGAACCUGAAGCACCGAUUAUUCUCGUUGGUCACAGCAUGGGUGGAGCAGUAGCUGUGAGAGCAGCUCAACUAAUUCCAAAUUUACAAGGAUUAGGAGUUAUAGAUGUUGUAGAGGGCACAGCGAUGGAUGCGUUAGCUUCGAUGCAAAGUUUUUUAAGAUCUCGUCCAUCCAGUUUUAGCACCAUAUCACAAGCUAUAGAAUGGUGUGUGCGCAGUGGUCAGAUUCGUAACAUACAGUCCGCAAAAGUCUCGGUUCCUGGGCAGAUAAAGAACAUUGAAACUAGCAAAUUAGCAACUCAUGAUAUUGACACAUUGUCAACCCAAUACACGUCUGAAUCUAAUCCAGAACCAGUCAUACCGCGAGAUGAUACUAUCCAAGAGGAAGAUUCGUCCAGCAUGCCACCACCUGUGUCUCCUACUGUCCCUGUCAAUAGGAAGUACGUAUGGAGAAUAGAUUUGGCAAAAACAGAGCAGCAUUGGUUCGGCUGGUUUAAAGGACUGUCGACGGCAUUCUUGAAUGUCUCGGCACCGAAAAUGUUGCUAUUAGCAGGAGUUGAUAGAUUAGAUCGCGAGCUCACCGUAGGACAGAUGCAAGGUAAAUUUCAAAUGCAAGUAUUGCCCGCGUGCGGACACGCUGUUCACGAAGAUGUCCCGGACAAAGUAGCGGAAGCCAUUGCUACAUUUAUGGUUAGGCACAAGUUCGCGGAGCCGGCAUCGGAUUUUCCACGGACUUUCCCAGCUUGCUAAGAAAACUUUCAAUGUAAACCUAUUGAACAAUGUGGGGGAUUUCUUUUAAUUAGCGAUAUAAUUAUUUUAUUUAUUUCAAGGAGAUACACUCAUAAAAUAUAGAGACAUAUACCGUACAUGUGUAAAUAAAGACAUUUAUCUUGGUGAGAAAAAUAA
Messenger RNA from Dinoponera quadriceps, 1527 nucleotides. RefSeq names its product protein phosphatase methylesterase 1. Gene Ontology annotation, molecular function: protein methylesterase activity. The record is from RefSeq and is a predicted model, not a curated record. Bases 217 to 1371 code for a protein of 384 amino acids. Gene Ontology annotation, biological process: protein demethylation. The transcript is spliced from 8 exons. Lineage: Eukaryota; Metazoa; Arthropoda; Insecta; Hymenoptera; Formicidae.